Molecule: messenger RNA, 915 nt
Organism: Gambusia affinis (western mosquitofish)
Lineage: Eukaryota; Metazoa; Chordata; Actinopteri; Cyprinodontiformes; Poeciliidae
Product: protein shisa-9-like
Exons: 2
Coding region: 271-915 (214 amino acids)
Biological process (GO): regulation of short-term neuronal synaptic plasticity; regulation of AMPA receptor activity
Cellular component (GO): dendritic spine membrane; postsynaptic density; AMPA glutamate receptor complex
Source: RefSeq, a predicted model, not a curated record
UCAACACUUCUGAGCAGAGCUGAAGGAUGACGUGAAACUGUUUCUUUUGCCCAAAGAUGGGAGACCAGAUGCACACCAGAGAAACCUGUUGCAGGAACAUCUGAAGUGGAGCCUCCUGACAAAGAUGUACCUGCAGCCAAAAGGCGCAGUCGACUGUUUGCAGUAUAUGAUUAAAUCUUGAAGGAGAGCAUUGACAAGGAGCGACGGCUGGCUAGCCCUUCAGUGAGAACUGCGAGGUGGGACAGUGGAGACGGAAACUCUCUGAGAAACAUGGCAGCUACCAGCCCUCCCUCCUGCCACCCUUUUCUCCUCUUCUUCCUUUCCUUCCUGGUCAGCCGGCCAGCGCUCACCCAGGACACUUCCUUCUCCACGGCGACAGUAACCGAGGGGGACCCUGCUUUGACCCCCACCAAACUGUCAAACCAGACAGCGCCCAGCUUGGAGGACGUAACCCAGGGCACUCCUCCGGAGACGGGGCUCUCCACCCCCACCAGCGGUGGCGACGCCGACGACGAGGACGUCCCGCCGGUUGGAGGGACCCGUUGCCAGGGUUACUACGACGUAAUGGGCCAGUGGGACCCACCGUUUAACUGCAACGCUGGGGUCUUCCUAUACUGCUGCGGCACCUGCUUUUACCGCUUCUGCUGCCAGUUCCGUCAGCAGAGGCUGGACCAGACCAUCUGCUCCAACUACGACACACCCAUCUGGGCCAACACCGGGAAGCCUGUGGCCACCAUCACUGAAGGCCAGGGGGAUUCAGACCGCGACCGGACGCACCUCAUCGUUUACAUCAUUUGCGGCGUUGUCGCUGUCAUGGUGUUGGUGGGCAUCUUCACCAAACUGGCUCUGGAGAAGACCCGAGGAGGAAGUGGAGGAGGGGCGGGGAUUCCUCAGACUGACCCCAACUCCAGGUGA